This is a messenger RNA of Triticum aestivum (bread wheat), 1552 nucleotides long. RefSeq lists its product as uncharacterized. The coding region runs from base 207 to 956 and encodes 249 amino acids. The transcript has 3 exons. The record is from RefSeq and is a predicted model, not a curated record. NCBI's taxonomy places the organism in Eukaryota, Viridiplantae, Streptophyta, Magnoliopsida, Poales, Poaceae.
AUCGAGGCGGAAAGAAAAGGACGCCCACCCGCACGCACCCAGCCACGCUCCCGGCAAUCCCCAACGACGCGAGCGCAUACGACUCCCUCCCUCCUUUUAAACCGCGCCACACGCCGACCAACCGGAACCGGAACCUGAACCCGCCGACGACUUCUUCCUCCCCUCCCCUCCCCGCCCCUCCUCCCACCGAUCUCUCCUCCUCUCUCAUGGCGACGUCAACUUCGCGCGACCGCGGCGGCUACCCGCCGGACUCGACGCGGCUGCGCAUCGGCGACGACAUCGCCUGGGCGGACGUCGGCGGCGUCUACGACCGCGACGACUCCCUCAAGGAGAACACCAACCCCAAGUGCCUGCUCAAGGCCCACAACCCGAGCGCGCCCGGCCAGCACCACCACCACCACCACAACGGCGCCGCGUCGCAGCGCUUCUCCGGGAACCUGAAGCCCACGGCGGCGCCCAUCAUCGGCCUCUCCGGGAAGCUCGGCCAGGGCGGCGCGCGGCGGACCCACCAGCAGCACCCGCCCGCCAUGUUCCCCAAGAAGGCCAAGACCGGCGGCGGCGGCCGCAACCCGAGGCCCGCCGUCCCGGAGGACGAGCCCAGCUCCCCCAAGGUCUCGUGCAUCGGGAAGGUGCUCUCCGAGCGCGAGAGGGCGCGGCGCAGGCCUCGCCCGCCCCCCUCGGAGCGCCCUCCUUCCGGCUGCUGCCCUGGACUCGGCUUCCUCAUGCGCCGCAGCCGCUCGCGGAAGAGCGCCGUGGAGAGCGUCGACUGGUCCCCGCCUCCCCCGCCACCGGCAGCGAGGCGGAGGGAGGCGAAGGCGGCCGAGACGGAGGAGGCCGCGCCGGCGCCGGCGCCCGGGCUGGGAGGGGUCAUGCGGUUCGCGUCGGGGAGGCGGGCGGCGGAUUGGGCGGCCCAGAUGGAGGUGGACGACCGCGUGGCGAAAUCCGGGCCGUUGUAGCGCGGGCAGGAGAUUUAAUUUUGCUCUCGGGUUGGGUUUGGUUUGUGUCCGCUUCUGCUGCUUGUUGUUGCCGUGCUCUAGGCUUAGUAAACUUGUUUCUGUUUGUCUGUAUAUACUGAUAGUAUUAAUUAGGACAACACAUUUGUGGGAUCAUGAUAUGGAUUUGAAAAUCAGACAAAAUUUUGCUAGUUUCCUCAUCUGCUUUUGGCUCGUUUCUGAAUUGUUGCAAUUUCACAUGUUCUUGACAAUGCAGUCCUGACAUCCUGUGGAAAUUUGAUGAAAAUUUCAGAACUAAUCUUGACAACAUACCUUGCACCACCAUCUUCUUGCAGAAGAUCAGCAGCAUAGCUUGAGAGGAACGAUGUCGUCAUGGGCCAUGACCACAGCUCCAAAGGCAUUCCUCUUAUUCCAGCAAUGGACCACACGGAUUUGUUGUGCCGCAAGAGCGAGUAUAUGCCAUCAGGCUCAGUUAUCACAGAAGGGAUAAUCGCCAGCCCUGGAGUCACUGGAUUUAUUUUCCAAACUAAAUAGCAAUUGUAUGUGCUAUUCAUUCUGAUGCUGUUAACAAGGAUGGAAUAAGAAAACUGGGGAAUGUA